AUGACAGUGCUACAGGCGGUGGGCGCACUGGCGGGCCUCCUCAUGCGCUGUCAGCGGCUGGUACUGUGCCGCAGCAACCCUCAGCCGGCGACCCACUUCAGUAGCUCCUCGCUUGAAAUCGUAGCCGUGUCUAUUCGCUUGUCGCCUCAUCACCACCCCGUCAGUCUCCUCCGAUAUCGCGAUUCCCCACAUCGGCGAGUGAGCAGACCCAGCCUCAGUUCACGACGAGCGGCGGCGGUAUAUUUCCGGCGAGCUCCGCCGUCGCUAGCAGUAGCAGACCAAUCCGGUCACCUGCCGGUUGAUCCGAGGAGUUUCCUUCGCUGA
Striga asiatica is the source of this 324-nucleotide messenger RNA. Lineage: Eukaryota; Viridiplantae; Streptophyta; Magnoliopsida; Lamiales; Orobanchaceae. The record is from the annotation of a GenBank genome assembly.